This is a messenger RNA of Prorocentrum cordatum, 759 nucleotides long. NCBI's taxonomy places the organism in Eukaryota, Dinophyceae, Prorocentrales, Prorocentraceae. The record is from the annotation of a GenBank genome assembly.
AUGACUCGGCGGAGCCAGUGCCCGCUGCAGUGCUUUUUCCAGGCGAUGCACGCGCUCGACGACAGCCUCGCGGUGGUGCCGCUCGAGCAGCCUCCCGAGAAUAGCCACAUCCUCCCGCGCGCCGCGGCCGUGUGGUGCAUCAUUGCGAAGAGCGAGGGGUUCCAGCACAUCACCACGUCGUUGCAGAUGGUGGCGUUGUGCGUCUCAGAGUUCUCCAAGCGUUUGGGCACUGGCGUCCCCCCCAUCCUCGCUGGCGACAUCGAGCGGGAGGAGCUGCGGCUGCUCCGCGCCGGCCUGCCGGACCUGCACGAGCCGACGAUGCUGCAGUGGAUCGACUUGGUGCGCGAGCGCUUCAACGUGGUCUCCCGGGGCCGCGCCGGGAACGUGUUCCCCGCCACGGCGCCGUGGAUGCACUCCGUGGCCGCCCUGGCGAUGCACAGCAUGCCGUCGAGCGAGGAUCCUUCCGCGCGCGAGGACCAAGAGCACACGCGCCGCCACCCGGGCCCGCUGGCACCCGCGCCGGCGUCCUCCUCGUUGGGCCCGCCGCCGGCCCGCGCGCUCGCGAGCAUGCUCGACUGCUGCCUCAAGGGCAACUCCAACGAGGCGCGGCCCCGGCAUGCCGAGUGCCCGCGGUCCGCGGUCAGCUGCUUUGGCUGGGCCCAGCCGCACCAGCCGCUGCGGCUGCUCACUGACAUGCGCGCCUCUCCUGCUGCCCGAGGUGGCACAGGUUAUGACGUGCUGCGGUCCAGCGCGGCGUAG